CCAGCAAGCUCUUAGCAUCUCUCUCUCUGCUUAUACUGGUGGUGGCAACACUGACUUUACACGCGACCACGAAUCGCACGUCGUUUCACAUUUCACAAAUUUAGUCCUCAAAGUCAAAAUAUUUUCGAAUAAAAAAACCUGAAGCAAAAACGAAAAAAAAAAACAAGAACUUUUGACUCAAAAAUCAUAAUUAAAAAUCGUGUUUUAGUUUCCCAACGUGGUCCCCGACAAAUGUUUUCCAAAAAUCCUUAAAAUAAUUGUCAAUCUCAAUUGAAUUGGAUUCAGAAUGCUAUGAUUAAAUAAAUAAUCAAUUUUUCUCGUAUAGUACAAAAGAAAUUGUCAAUCGAAAAUAACAAAUGAUGAUAAUUGACAGAAAGUGGACGGACUGGUGCACGCACUGGUCCGAUCGCUACCAUCAUCAUCAUGAUAAUCAUAAUAUUUCAAUUUAAUGCGAUAUCUUCCUUUAAUUUCACACUUUUAUUUUCUCCCUCUCUUCCCUUCUUUCUUUCACUUUUCACUAAAGAAGAGAAAAAAAAAUUUUUUCUCCUACCCUUUUGUUUAAAAAAAACCUAAAGUGUCCGGGAAGAUGUGAUUUUGCCUUUUUGUCACCGCUAAUGAAGAAUAAUCGGGUGUCGUGCUGGUAUCUCAGUGUAUCAAAAGGCGGGUGCGGAAAUUUGUUGCAUUCAACGUGUGUGGUGGUGCAGCAGCAGCAGCAGCAGCAACAGCAGCAGCGGAAGGAGAGGAAGCGGGAGAAAAGGAAGGCACGUAGAAAGUGGACCAAAAGGGGAAUUUUGUGUUGUUGUGUGUAUGUAUUAUUUGAGAAUAAGGACUCGCCAGAGUGCAAAUCAAGAAAGGUGGGAAUUCACCUUUCAAAUUUCACUUUUCAAAAAAAAAAAAAAUUCCGAGAAAGAAAAGACUGAGAGAGAGAAAGAAAAAAAUCAAGUAAAACGAAAGACUGCCCAACGGAUUGUGAUUUUCAACAUUCGAGGAAAGAAGAUAAAUUUUGUUUAGUGAGAAAAAAAUCUAUUUUUUUAUGUGCCUUUUUUUUGCAAAGUGAAAACAGUGGAAAAAAUAAGAAUGACGCUCGUUGAUUAAAAAAUUUGGGUGCAUUUUUCGGUAAUUUUUUUUUUUUUUUUUUGGGGAAAAUCACGUUCAAAAGGAGGAAGCAAUUCUCCGGGAACAGUGGACAGCUUGAGGAAAAAUGAUCACGAGGGUGCUGCUACUCUCGCUGGUCCUGCUCGGGGCCUUCGACGCACCAAAUAUUGAGGGAAAAUUAUCCAAGAAAAUGGUUCACGCAAGUAGUGGUUGUAAUGCUUGUCGAAUGCAUGAGGAGAUUAGGGCUUUGAGCCUUGAGGCGAUAAAGGAGCAAAUUUUGAAUAAAUUGGGCUUGAAACAAGCGCCAAAUAUGACUGGUAGGGCAUUGCCGAGAAUACCGCCAAUAUCAAAAUUGAUGGACAUGUAUGGAGUGCAGGCGGACCAACCACUAGAGCCGGGAAUUACCCAUCAUGAGGAGAUUGACGAGUUUGCCGCUAAAACGGAAAGCGUCUUUGCCUUGGCGCAACCUCAUCAGAGGCUGAGGCAUUCGAAGGGCAGCCUGGACGUGCUUUACUUUAAAUUUUCGGAUAAAGUAAUUCAGCAUCGAGUGACAAGGGCGGAACUCUCAUUGUGGAUAUACGGUACCACUGAGCCAAGAGAAGACUGCGAGGCGGAAAUCGAUUUGGAUAUGGAUAUUCCAGUGACGAUAACACUCCAAAGAAUUCUUCGUGGUGCAACAGAGACGGGUGGUCCAUUAUUGGGUCCGCCAUUAACGACAAAAUACUCGCGACCAAUUGGCAGACGUGGCAAAUGGGUGACAAUUGAACUCAGACGCAUGGUCGCCGAAUGGUUUAAGCAUCCGAGGGAUAAUCUUGGUGUGGCCUUGAAAAUUGGUGGCGGUGGCGGCAAUCACAGGAGGAAUUAUAAACCGGUUGAAACAAAUCCUGCCGCGGAAAAUGCCCCCUAUCUGGAAGUUCAAACACAGGAGCUGGACUCGAGAAGGGGUGGCAGAAUCAAGAGGAAUGUUGGUCUCAAUUGCGACGAAGCCAGUCAAGAAUCAAGGUGUUGUCGUUAUAAGCUCACCGUUGACUUUGAGAAAUUCGGCUGGGAUUGGAUAAUCGCGCCUAAAAAGUACGAUGCAAACUAUUGUUCGGGUGACUGUCCAAUGGCAUUUUUGCCUGCCUAUCCAAACACGCACAUAGUGAGCCUUGCGGAGCCUCCAAACAACACGGGACCAUGUUGUGCGCCGAGGAAGCUCUCUGAAAUCACAAUGCUUUACUUCGAUAAUGAGUAUCAAAUUGUUUUUUCACGAUUGCCAGGAAUGGUAGUCGAGCGCUGUGGCUGCUCAUAGUCUCUUUUGAUCACUCUACCGACGACAACAAUUUUUUUUACAAUCCCCCCACUUUCAAACAUAAUCAUCUCAUAUUUUUCAACAAUUUUUCAAUUUUUUAUAUAUUUCUACAUCGUCAAAAUGUAAUUUAAGUUGGCAAAAUUUAUUCAUUCUCUCUAAAAAGUUUAAAAAAUUUAUGCCUAAUUCAGUAACAGUUUAUGAAAAAAUUUUUUUUUAAUCAUAUAAAUUUUUCAUAAUGUAAAAAAGAUUGUAUUUGAAAACUAAACAUAUCGUCGUGUGCAUUAUAUACAUAUAUAUAGAUAUAUAUACAUAAAGGAGCAUAUUUUCUAAAUUUCAUAUCGACAUGAUAAUUUUUUAAAAAAAAUAAUAAUUGCCAUCUUGUUGAAAAUCAUAUCAUUCAUUGUACAACUUCUUUCAGUAACGAAUUACUGGGAGUAACUUGUCUGUAAGUACCUCAAAUACAAGUAUAAGCGCAGCUGUGAAUCAAGAAGCACAUCGACGGGGUGGAUCGCGUUGUCGCUUUUUGUCGCAUCGACCUUUCAUUUUAUCGAUAGACUGAAGUGCCUUGUGGGUAUGGGUGCCGCGAUAAAUCGAAUCGACUCGAAGUUACGAUCUGUACACGUACAAGUUAAAUUAUGAGGGAAACCGGUACAUAAACUGACGACAAAAUUUAUUGAAACUGUCCUUUCUUUUCGUAUACUCUUUUUUUUUUCUUUUUUUUUUGGGUUCGUGAAAACCAAACUUUUCCUAACGUUAUACAAUCAAAAUUUAUCAGGGAACAAAAAUACAAUAUUUUAGAGAAAAAUUUAUAGAAAUAGAGGUUUUAAGAAAAGUAAAAUUUUGAAUUUUUACGAGGCUUUUCAUAUUAAUUUUCUGUACUUAUUUAACAAACGUAUUUUCGAUAAAAAAAAAAAAAUUUAACCACUGUCUUCCAGUUUAAUAAAGUUUUCCAGAUACGGACUUUUUCGGUACGUACUCACCAUAUUUAGAAAAAUAUUUUUGUAGAAUAAAAAAUAAUUAUAACUCAGAAAUUCACCUGAAUAAAUUGACUACUGUCACUUAGUUUGCGGAAUUAAAUUACAAUUAGUAAUUUUGUUAAGACUGUCCGCUAUAGAACCAUCAGCGUCGUAUGAACGAAAAAGCUUAACUAAAUGCAGGGUUGCCACAGGUCAGGAAAAUCAGGGAAUUUUUUAAUAUUAUUUUAUUAUUUCAAAAGUUUUAAUGCAAUUAUCUUGAUAAAUAACAAGAUUC
Leptopilina heterotoma is the source of this 3637-nucleotide messenger RNA. Its product is annotated as growth/differentiation factor 8. Gene Ontology annotation, molecular function: cytokine activity; growth factor activity. The transcript is spliced from 3 exons. Gene Ontology annotation, cellular component: extracellular region. Gene Ontology annotation, biological process: SMAD protein signal transduction. The coding region runs from base 1202 to 2386 and encodes 394 amino acids. NCBI's taxonomy places the organism in Eukaryota, Metazoa, Arthropoda, Insecta, Hymenoptera, Figitidae. The record is from RefSeq and is a predicted model, not a curated record.